GCUCCAUUAGUUUGGUAAAAAUGUGAGCAUGACUGUGGAUAUGGGUAUGGAAAAUCUGCAGUAAAUUCGAUUAACUAUGCAUGCAAAUGCCAUUGGAAACAUGAGAUAUGAAAUUAAUUCGACGUACCAUGAAACACACGUCAGGAACUCAUUUGGCCAGCAGAGCUCGAUGAGAUCCGUGUAAGCGUUAAAGCGCCGACAUGACUGCGGACAGGAAUUCCGCGUGGUGUAAUCCUCGGAAUGGAAUGGAACAGGAUGACGUUGUGAUGAAAUGGGAUGGCUUGGUCGUGCUGCAAACCAAAUAUUAGCUCUGCAGCUGCACUGUUUUUCAAUUAAACUAGCUGAAUGCUCCUUCAGACGUGCAUUAAAAUGAAAAUUUAAUCACGCCAACGGCCAUGGCUGCGAAAUGAAUCACAUUCGCUGACCUGAACCUGAACCCCACGACUCCUCGAUCGGGCAAGAGGAAAAAUGCGAGGCUGAGGCCAUGGAGGCGCAUACGUAUUGUGAGGAAAUAUGUAAUUAAAUUUUUCUCCCGUAUGUCAUGUCUUCGCCUCGACCAAGCUGAUGGUUUUUUUAUGAAGGCUUUGUGGGGUAGUCGUGGUUCUUCACACUACAACAGCUA
Molecule: messenger RNA, 622 nt
Organism: Drosophila sechellia
Lineage: Eukaryota; Metazoa; Arthropoda; Insecta; Diptera; Drosophilidae
Exons: 1
Coding region: 201-308 (35 amino acids)
Source: RefSeq, a predicted model, not a curated record